Linderina pennispora is the source of this 711-nucleotide messenger RNA. Its product is annotated as phosphatidate cytidylyltransferase. Gene Ontology annotation, molecular function: phosphatidate cytidylyltransferase activity. The coding region runs from base 1 to 711 and encodes 236 amino acids. Gene Ontology annotation, cellular component: endoplasmic reticulum membrane. The record is from RefSeq and is a predicted model, not a curated record. Lineage: Eukaryota; Fungi; Kickxellomycota; Kickxellomycetes; Kickxellales; Kickxellaceae. The transcript has 3 exons.
AUGAUCGGGGGGUUCUUCACGGUGAUAGCGCUGGGGCCGCUCUCGAUCAUGCUGAUGGUGCUGUGCCUGCAGGUGCUGAUCUACCGGGAGGUGAUUUCGCUGGCGUCGGUGCCGAAGAAGGAGCGGUCGCUGCCGUGGUCGCGGGCGAUGAACGUGUAUUUCCUGAUCUGCCUGGAGUACUAUCUGUAUGGGCGGAAUGUGCACCGGGCGAUCCAGCGGCACGCGUGGCUGGAGGCGUAUCUGCAGCCGCUGUUUGCGCACCACCGGUUUAUCUCGUUCAGCCUAUAUCUCGUGGGGUUCAUGUGGUUUGUGGGGACGCUGCGCAAGGGGUACUACCGGUUCCAGAUGGGGCAGUUUGCGUGGACGCACAUGGCGCUGGGGCUGGUGGUGAUGCAGAGCCAGUACAUGAUCGAGAACAUCUUUGAGGGCAUCUUCUGGUUCUUCCUGCCGAUAGCGCUGGUGAUUGUGAACGACAUCUUUGCGUAUGUGUUUGGGUUUUUCUUUGGGCGGCACCAGCUGAUUGAGCUGAGCCCGAAGAAGACCAACUGGCGGUUCAUGACGUGUCCGCCGCCGAAUCUGCACAUGACGGCGUUUUCGGCGGUGGAGUGCGAGCUGAACCCGGUGUUUGUCGCGUCCGAGUACCGGCUGCCGGCGGCUGUGGCGACGGUGCUGUCUUCCACUCGCUGGCGAUUUCGGCGUUUGCGUCGCUGA